UAUUAUUACGCGUUUGAGCGUGUAAAGUAAACGACACAUUUGGACACAAUACAAAUGGAAAAAGAAUUGGAUAUAUCCGUGAAUUUGUCAUCAUUUUUCUUGAAGAACAUAGGGCUGUGGAUAGCUGACGAUUCCACGAAUGAACGUCGAAGAAAGGGGAUGCUUGCCUAUACGGUUUGGUGCACGUUCUUCUCAACCAUCAUCAGUAGUAGAGAUUUGUACUUCACUUGGAUUUACAAUGGCGUACGAGUGUAUUAUAUUUGUAUGAAACUACCGACAGUUACAGAUAUUCUUUACGCCCUUACUAAUUAUAUGAGUGUAAUGAUGAUCUUGCUCAAAAUAUGCGUCAUAAUGGUGCAUAAAAGUGAAUUUAUUAAUCUGAUCGUGUACAUGCAACAAUAUUUCUGGAAUGUUAAUUAUGAUUCUCGCGAGAAAGAGAUUUUGAACAGUUGCAAAAAAACUUGUGCCUUUUUCGUUUCCUCUGUCACUUUUAUCGGUAUAUGCGCUAUACUAUCGUAUCUAACGACACCAUUCACAGCUCGUAUUGCAAACAAUGAAUCCGAAAGAAUACUUCCAUUUAAUAUGUGGGUGAAUUUGCCACUUUCACAAACGCCUUAUUAUGAAUUAUUGUUUCUUCUCCAGAUAAUAACUUUGUAUUACAUAGGGAUCUGUUACUUUUGCUUCGACAACGUUUUCUGCAUCAUGGCCAUCCAUCUGACCGGCCAAUUUCGCAUACUCAGAUACAGAUUCGCGAAACUGUGCAACAUAGAAUACGAAAAAGACACGGUAUUGGCAAAGCACGUGCACAGAUGUUACGAAAAAUUUAAGGAGUACGUUCGAUACCAUCAGGACCUGAUCAACUUUUACACAAAGCUUGAAAACGUAUACACGAUGAUCAUACUCGGGCAAGUGAUAGUAUUUAGCGUGUUAAUUUGCCUGUUUUGCUAUCAAGUGUUGUUGGCUAACGCUCCUUCAGCAAGACGUUCCAUUUUCGUCUUUCUUUUAAUCGGCGCCAUGUCUUUACUGUUCAUGUUCACCUACAGCUGCGACGGUGUGAUAGAACAAAGUGGCAACGUCGCUAUAGGAGCUUACUCAGCACUGUGGACGAUAAUGCCGAUGGACAAAUUUGGGAAAAUGCUUCGAAAAGAUCUGAUAAUGGUGAUCGAGCGAUCGAGACGCGUUUGUUGUCUGACCGCGAAUGGAUUUUUCCCCGUAUCUUUGGAAACCUAUACUACGAUUCUGAGUACCGCGGUAUCGUACUUCACACUGUUACGAAAUAAUAUAGAAAAUGAUAAGGAUGAUUAAUGACAAUUGACAACCGAUUAUCGAUCAAUCAGUUGAAAUUGUACAUAAGCGAUUCUUAAAAUAAAGAAAGAUAAAAA
Messenger RNA from Apis dorsata (giant honeybee), 1382 nucleotides. Its product is annotated as odorant receptor 4-like. Gene Ontology annotation, molecular function: olfactory receptor activity; odorant binding. NCBI's taxonomy places the organism in Eukaryota, Metazoa, Arthropoda, Insecta, Hymenoptera, Apidae. Bases 55 to 1305 code for a protein of 416 amino acids. The transcript has 6 exons. Gene Ontology annotation, biological process: sensory perception of smell; detection of chemical stimulus involved in sensory perception of smell. Gene Ontology annotation, cellular component: plasma membrane. The record is from RefSeq and is a predicted model, not a curated record.